This is a messenger RNA of Limulus polyphemus (Atlantic horseshoe crab), 591 nucleotides long. RefSeq names its product amine oxidase [flavin-containing] A-like. The record is from RefSeq and is a predicted model, not a curated record. NCBI's taxonomy places the organism in Eukaryota, Metazoa, Arthropoda, Merostomata, Xiphosura, Limulidae. Gene Ontology annotation, molecular function: oxidoreductase activity. The transcript has 5 exons. Bases 64 to 564 code for a protein of 166 amino acids.
UAUAUAUAGCGCAGACUAUAUUUUAAACGCGUACGGUAGAUUCCAUCUUCCAAGAGAACUGUAAUGACUGCAAUUUCAGAACCAAAUGAAACCGAUGUUAUUAUCGUAGGAGCAGGACUGAGUGGGCUCUCGGCAGCAAAACUUCUUACAGAACAAAGGUUAAAUGUGGUUGUAUUAGAAGCACGUGACCGUGUGGGUGGCCGAACUCAUACCGCCAGAAAUGACAUUGUAGAAUGGGUCGACUUGGGAGGCGCCUAUGUUGGUCCAACCCAAAACCACAUUCUUCGACUGGCUAAAGAGUUAGGAGUUCAAACCUAUAAGGUGUUCUCUGACCUGAAAAGCAUACAGUACAGCAAAGGAAAACAAUUUGUUUACAGCAGUCAGUGGGCAAAGUUUGGACUAUGUAGUCCAUUAGCAUGGUUCGACAUCACCCAUGUUAUGAAAAAAAUGGACAAAAUGAUGGAGCAGAUUCCAAGAGAAGAACCAUGGAAAUGUCAGUUUGCUCAGGAGUGGGAUGACAUUACUCUAAACUCAUAUCUUGAAAAGGAAUGUUGGACAAAGUAAGUUUAUUGUAGAUAAAAGUGAAUUCUU